GAAAAAAUUAAAUGUUGAUGGGAGAUGGUUCCUACCUAUGACAUGUAUUCCCCUACAGCUAGACACCAAAGUUCAACUUAUGCAUUAACCCAAAACUAUGGACAUCAUCAAACUUACUCUCAAUAUACGGACAAUAUCAAUUUCAAUCCAUGCGGAGUUAUGGACAAUGGCAUGAACAAUAACUACCAACAAAAUCUGCCGAGUUCUUGGCCUAUAUACACGGUGUCGCCUUCCAAUAACCCAUCGCGCCAGCAUGUCCUUUUAGAGGACUGGAUGCCCCUAACAACCAGUCCAAAUAAUUACCAAACACAAAAUGUGAUGCAUUUUUCAACUGAUAAUACACAAACUUUUCAUCUUCAGAGGAAUAUCGGCGAUGUCGGACCAGCUGAUUAUUCCCUAACCAGCUCUGAACACAUGAGAAUCCAGGAAAAAUUGGAACCUAGUUCAGAAACCCACGAACAUCCAAGUUCUGAUUCUAUUGUUGCAGUUUCCAGCGAUGGUAUGAGUGGUACUGAAUCACCUAUUUUGCCAAUCCAUAUGAAUCAUUCUACGGGUAAUGUUCUUUGUCGACCUCAACCGGCCCGCAGUCCAUAUGAAUGGAUAAAAAGGACGUCUUAUCAGAGUCAACCUAAUCCAGGCAGAACCAGGACAAAAGACAAAUAUCGAAUUGUGUACACAGACCACCAACGGUUAGAGUUGGAAAAGGAAUUCCAUUAUAGUCGUUAUAUUACAAUAAGAAGGAAGGUGGAAUUGGCUGCAUCCCUUAACCUUUCAGAGAGGCAGAUCAAAAUAUGGUUUCAAAACAGAAGAGCGAAGGAGAGGAGGCAGGCAAAGAAAAGAGAAGAACUUUUGCAAAAGAACAAAGAUGCUCAAGUGGUUUAUCAACACACUAGCGCUCUAAAUAUAGCAAAUAUUAGUAUCUACUGACUGUUAAAUAAGUGUUAAUAAAAGGCAACGCUCGAUGUAAAUGCGAAUCACCAUCUGAUUGUAGGCACCAAAACAUCUUCGAAUGGGGCUUUUUGUGUGUCUGUUCUAUUUAUCUAAAUUUCUUUUAAAAGAAGCAAUUCUUUUUUAGUUUUAUAGAUAAAAAAAAGACCUGAAACUUACAUAAAAACGAUAAAAUAAAUAAAUUUCUAUUAAAUAAUAAUAAAA
Molecule: messenger RNA, 1152 nt
Organism: Parasteatoda tepidariorum (common house spider)
Lineage: Eukaryota; Metazoa; Arthropoda; Arachnida; Araneae; Theridiidae
Gene: cad
Product: caudal type homeobox
Biological process (GO): cell differentiation; anterior/posterior axis specification; animal organ morphogenesis
Cellular component (GO): nucleus
Molecular function (GO): DNA-binding transcription factor activity, RNA polymerase II-specific; RNA polymerase II transcription regulatory region sequence-specific DNA binding
Source: RefSeq, marked provisional